AUGGAUGAGCGUGACGUCGAGAGGGGAUGUGACGACUUGGAAUCAGAAAUUCAGGCGACGCUUGACGAGGCAUACUUAGGAGGUGAUGCGAGCGAGGGACGGACGUACAGGUGGGGGAUGGGACAGAGCGCCACGCCCUCCCGCCCCACGGUCACCACCAGCGAGGAGACGCACGCACCGCACAACCGAUACAACCCGCACAAGGUGAUAUUUGGUUGUGCAGAGCGAGAAGCUGCCGCUGGUUUCUCCCCGGGCGCGGGGCAGGCGAGACAACGGAAGGGGGACGUCGAUGGAUGGGGCGAGGGAACUUGUAGGAAGGAGACGAGGUGCCAGCCACUGAGCCAGGGGGACUCACACAUUCUUCAAUUCCUUCUUCACCUCCUCAAAGGAUCAGCGCCUCUCAUCACUGACUCCGGCGUACACAACCGGCUUUGCCUGUCGUUGAUCAUUCAGGUCUUGUCGGAAGAUUGGGUGCAAAAGCGCGGUUGCAGGGGACACCGGAGGGCUUGCAGUGGAAGCGCGAAUCGAGGCAGGAGAGCGCAGCCGUUGGCGUCGGUGGAACUUGAAGGCCUUGGUCAACCAGUCGGAAGAAACCGGACCCGUCCUUCGUUCUCAUCGUCCGAGUCGGCUUGUACGGUCCUUGCAAUUGGGGUUACUACUUUGAAUCGAACAUGCGCGCUGAGCGAGUCCAUCCUCCUGAAUUUCUCACUUGAACAUUGGUCGCGAACCUUCCCGUCUGUCGACAAAGUCACAGUGUUUUCAAUCAGAGCGGUCAUGGAGUUGUACCAUUCCCUAGUACCGCAGGAGGUACAGAGCAGGUCCGAGCAGCAGUUCAGUCGGAUCGAGCUAGAUGAUACAACGACGAAAACCAUACAUUCUAUAGAUAUUCGCAUAUCAGAGCUCGAGCAGGAACUGUGCCAAAUUAGGCGUUGUCGCAACAGUCUCAUGCCUGUCGCUCGACUCCCGGCGGAGCUGGUCACAAAAGUUGUCUUGUUGGCCUGGCAGGGCUGUGCCUCGUAUAGGCCGACGUUCUUGGUCGACGUGACGCAUGUCUGGAGUCAUUGGAGACAGAAUAUUCUGGAGACACAUCUUCUGUGGUCGCGGCUACAUCGCAUUCGCGAGCUUGACAUUCACAUGCAUGUGCGCGGAAAUACGUGGAAUCCAAAGCCAUUGGACCAACGGCUUAAAGAACGAGAGCUCCACGAUCUACGGUCCCUCGUCUUGUCAAGUGAUUGUUCCGCUUUACUGGCAUAUCUGGAACUGCCAAUGAUAAGCAAUAUCCAUAUUCUACUGCAUAGCUUCACGUGCGAUUGGUACAGCAUACAAGAUCACAUAGAACACAAAGUAUUCCCCGUGUUAGAGCUCCUUGGACCCAUCAUUGCGCUAUUUCACAGUGCAUCAAUCUCCCGUGGCUGCACGAAGUUCACCUUGGCUAACUCAUGGAGGAUGGGAAUGGGCGCGAAGCCCACUACGUCUCCUUCGGAAAACGCCAGGAUGUGGGUCUCGAUGGCGAUUGCAACAGAACAUCCCUGCGACGAUGUUGUCAAGAACUUCAAAGAGGCCGAACAGCUUUUGCUCCAGUCGCUGGUCACGGACGACCUCGAAUAUCUCCAACUCGAGACUGCAUUACGGCCGCACAUAACCCGGCUUUGGGUGACCCGCGCCCAUGAAGAAUUCACAGACGCUCUGUCCGUAGGGACCAAUGAGCCAGAGACAUGCAUGGAGGAGACGAGCACCCAAGAUAUCACCCACCGUGUACUGUUUCCCUCGCUACAGUACCUAGUACUUGAGGAGAAAACCGAUGAGUACUACCACGAAGAUCUUGUCGAGGAGCUGUCGCGCUCACUGAAAUCGAGGGAGCGUGCGGGCAUUCCGCGCCUGUCGCAUCUUGACAUCCGCGGCGUCGAAGGCUGGCCGAGUCAGCAUGUCCCGCGCUUGCAGGAGAUGGUAGAGAAGCUUACUUUACGCCCCCCCGCUGAGAUUCACCGAGAGCAGCAGACUGAGGAAGGCUCAACUGCCGGAGUUGCAGAGCGGAGGGAGGACGAGGAGGCUGAUAGUGGCGAGGAUGACGUGUGGGAAGAGGACCCGUGGUUUGAGGCGCAACAUAACCAGUCUGAGUGA
This is a messenger RNA of Gloeophyllum trabeum ATCC 11539, 2121 nucleotides long. RefSeq lists its product as uncharacterized. Lineage: Eukaryota; Fungi; Basidiomycota; Agaricomycetes; Gloeophyllales; Gloeophyllaceae. The record is from RefSeq and is a predicted model, not a curated record. The transcript has 7 exons. Bases 1 to 2121 code for a protein of 706 amino acids.